AUGGAGAGAUGGGCGCGGAUAAUCGCUCUGCUGCUCUUGCAGCUGAUUGGAGCGCAGGCGGUGGAAAUGAAGAUAGUAUGUCUAGCAGGAUAGUCGUUCUGUUUCGGACAACUUGCUAAGCAGACUCUAGGAUCAAAGAGAUAGCAACCGCCAAGUCUGCUCCGGCAUGUACUCAAGAAAGUCCUGGGGCGGCAGCACCGAUCCUUUCAUCCUCACGAAAUUUGUCAAGCCGGACAACAUACCUGAAGGCCAAGAUCCGAUUGUCAGCGUGGUUGUCUUCGAAUGGAAAGACAGACCGCUGAUCGGACAUCCGGAGACGGAGGAGAAUCUAACAGAAGUAUGAACAAGCAUUGAAGAGCGUGGUUCGGUUAGGGUGAGGCUUACAUUCGUCUAGGACGUCUUCCUUUGCGACAAUGCCGAAGUUCAGAAAGGCUGGUGUCAGGACAGCGAAAUCGGAAGCUUCAUCCUGGCCUCAAAUGCCUCGGAAACUUCGAAAUCAUUGAUUAGGUCCGAGGCCAUCCAUUUGAAGGACCCCGGCGCCAUCAAUUAUCCCAUCAAGACAACUGGCUACUACUGUGUCAGCUCAGCUUCCUUCAACGGAGCAGAUUACACCGGAAUCGUCGAAUUUCGAAAUGCCUUUGGUGAUCUCCCAGCCGCCCAGAUACCCAAACUACCUUUCUACGCCGCAACUACGAUUGUAUACGCCUUCGUGGCCAUUGGAUGGGCAGUUCUUUACUGGCUCAACCGGAGUGAUGUCCUGCCCGUCCAGAAUUACAUCACAGCCAUCUUGGUCUUCUUGGUGAUAGAGAUGUUCAUGACAUGGCUCUUCUACGACUAUCAGAACCGUCAUGGCCUGAAUGGCGGAGCCAAGGCCCUUCUGGUCAUCGUAUCCAUCCUGAGUGCCGGAAGAAACAGCUUCUCAUUCUUCUUGCUCUUGAUCGUGUGCAUGGGCUACGGCGUCGUAAAGCAUACGCUCGGGAAAACGAUGUUCUAUGUCCGGAUUCUGGCCAUCACUCAUUUCGUGUUCGGCGUCAUUUACGCGAUUGCGUCUCUGGCUGUCACACCAGAGAAUGCAGGUCCACUUGUCCUCCUGAUUGUGCUACCACUGGCUGCAACACUGACUGGCUUCUACGUCUGGACCCUCAACAGUCUUAACUACACUAUGAAGGACUUGAUGGAGCGCAAGCAAACCAUCAAAGCGGCCAUGUAUCGGAAGCUCUGGUGGUGCAUCCUCGCCAGUAUUGUCGUCAUCUUUGUCUUCUUUUUCGUGAACUCCUGGACGUUUGCGGGCCGAGGAAACGUGGACUUCGUGCCGAAUCAUUGGCAAACGAGAUGGUUCAUUCUGGAUGGAUGGUUGAACCUGGUCUAUUUCUUUGAUGUGGCCUUCGUCGCUUACGUCUGGCGACCCACCCCGAACAAUCGGAGGUUUGCCAUGUCAGAAGAGGUAUGUAAUCGCACGUCUCCUCAUUCCAGGACUUCAUGCUAAUGUGCUUCGCAGAUCGCACAAGACGACGACGGCUUCGAGAUCGCCUCCAUCCGUGACUCCAUGGAUCUCGACGAUGACCUUGAAGCCGCAGUCCCGGGUCAGCCCAGACCGCCGCCUCCUUACGACGCCCCUCGGGGUGGAUCCGCAAACAGAGACGCCUCUCCUCUCCCUGCACCUAUACCCACAAAGCCGACGCCAUUACCACGGGAAUCAUUAGACGGCGAAACAAUCUUUGCCGUUGGGGACGAGGACAAACUCACCGAUGACGAGGAAGACGAUGACAGUGAGAACAAGCGGCUGACAGCUGGUAAAAGUAGUUGA
Messenger RNA from Lecanosticta acicola, 1807 nucleotides. NCBI's taxonomy places the organism in Eukaryota, Fungi, Ascomycota, Dothideomycetes, Mycosphaerellales, Mycosphaerellaceae. The record is from the annotation of a GenBank genome assembly.